GGCAUCCUUCCGUUCGUCUCUCUUCGCUGCCGCAGGACUCUCUAUCUCUCUGCAAUUCAGCCCCCACGAUGUCCACCGACGGUCAAUCGCGCCCCAAGCCCUCCUGGUUCCAGGAGCACGUGGAGAGCAUCAACCCCGAUGCGCAGCGCGUGCUAGAGAGCUACAGCGGAAUGAAGCCCGAAGAAGUCAUUCCGCAUGUCGUAUCAGUGCGCAAUGAAGCCUUCGAGGUCUAUCAGUACGCCUGCAUCGGCCAGAUGCGCUUCCUCUCUUUCAACCUGCAGCACCUCCCCUUCUACCCCCAGGUACUGGAGCACCUGCGCCACGACCCGACCGCGGGCUUCCUCGACGCGGGAUGCUGCUUUGCACAGGAACUGCGCUACCUAGCCGAUCAAGGCAUCCCCAGCACCCAGUUGUACGGCUGCGACCUCGAGCAGAUUUUCAUCUCGCUCGGGUACCAACUCUUUCGGGACGAGGAUCGCUUCCAGGCGACCUUUGCCGCGGGCGACCUGGCGACGGAGAACGACCAGGAGUUCGAAGCCGGGGAGAUUGCCCAGAAGCUGCGGGGCCGGAUUUCUGUCGUCUUCGCCAGCUCGCUCUUCCAUAUGUGGAACUACCAGACGCAGCUGCGGGUCGCCACGCGGCUGGUGCGGCUCUGUCGUGAUGACCAGCAGCAGCAGCAGCAGCAGGGCAAGGGGACGAUCAUCGCGGGCCGGCAGAUGGGAAGCAUCCUGGCCGGCGAGCACGCGAUGACCGGAAUGGUCAAGGACCCGACGGCGACGCAUUACCGGCACAACGUCGAAUCCAUCAAGGGGUUCUGGUACGAUGUGGGGGUGGCCACGAACACGCGCUGGAGGGUCGAGGCCGGGCUGUACAUGGCCGAGGAGAUCGAGCAGAACCGUCAUGCCCCCUUCGCCGACGAGAAUCUGCGCAUGUUGUGGUGGUGUGCCACCAGGGUGGACUAGUCAUGCAGUUGUUUUCAAUUAUGCGAUAAGUUAAUGCUAAGAUGCCGU
Aspergillus saccharolyticus JOP 1030-1 is the source of this 1010-nucleotide messenger RNA. Its product is annotated as class I SAM-dependent methyltransferase. Bases 69 to 962 code for a protein of 297 amino acids. The record is from RefSeq and is a predicted model, not a curated record. NCBI's taxonomy places the organism in Eukaryota, Fungi, Ascomycota, Eurotiomycetes, Eurotiales, Aspergillaceae. The transcript has 2 exons.